AUGUGUUCUGAUUUUAAUCUCAAACAUCAGAGUUCUCUUAAAAGAACCUUCCACGUGGAGCAUUUUGUUGUUAACUGUUCUGUUGAUUUAAAUGACGUCGCUCUCCGUGUGGAUUUUACAGCUAUGCAAUUAACAACCGUGGAGCAUUCAUUUCUGUUCAUCUUUGCUCUGUUGACGUAUUGCAAGUUGGAGUUGUCGGUGUUCUUCCGGAACAACCUCGAGCUUCACUGGAUAAUUGUCUUUUCUCCGUUAUUUGCUUUAUCUAUUGCUUCAAUUGGCCUGGUAGUGUGGGCGAUGCGAAGAGAUAAGU
Cooperia oncophora is the source of this 310-nucleotide messenger RNA. The record is from the annotation of a GenBank genome assembly. NCBI's taxonomy places the organism in Eukaryota, Metazoa, Nematoda, Chromadorea, Rhabditida, Trichostrongylidae.